UGCGUAAGAUCUAUAUCUGCGCAGGAAUAAAUAUUUCAAAACAUGGGACGCAUCUUUCGCAAGAUCAGACUUUUAGUUUGGAAGAAUUUUGUUUUACAGAUUAGACGACCGAUUGGUACAGCAGUUGAAAUAUUAUUACCAGUUGCAUUUAUAGCCUUACUUAUACUUGCCAGGACUGGGAUAAAAGAAAACAAGAAAUGUUUUAGUUCUCAGCCUCCUUAUUUUCCAUCAUCUCCAGCAGCAAUUAUUGAGUAUAAAAUGCUUGCUCAGAAAUCGAAUGGAAUAAAAUUUGAAAAUGAAUCGCUUAAACUUUUAUACUGGCCAAUAAAUAAUAACACUGCUAGAUUGCUGCAAGCAGCUUCAACUAACUUAAACCUUGAUCUUGCUACUAAUGAUUCAAAUGGAAAUGUUUUCAAAUCUGAGCAAGAUGUUCUGACUGAAGCAAAAGAACAUCAAGAAUACGUUUUAGGAGCUGUAAUUUUUCAAAAUGUUAAUGAUGAUCAGCCAUUACCAAAAAAAAUAGAAUAUUCUAUAAGACUAUUACAUUCUACUGCUAAUCUCUAUACACAACAGCGAAGUUGGAUGACCAAAUGGAUUUAUCCAUUCUUUAUACCUGCAGGUCCUCGGUUAAAGAGCUUUUAUAAGAGUCCAUUUCUUGCUCUGCAAUACUACAUUGACACAGGCAUCAUUCAAGCACAAACCAAUAAUAAAACAUAUCAAGCUGUAGAAAUUCUUCAACAAUUUCCAUAUCCUGAUUAUAUUGAAGACUUGUUCUAUACUAUUAUAAAAACCACUAUGCCACUUGUUAUUGUGUUAGCUUUCGAAUACACUGCUGUUACUAUUAUAAAAGAAUUGGUUGCAGAAAAAGAGAGUCGUCUUAAAGAAAGUAUGAAAAUGAUGGGGCUUGCAAAUUGGUUACACUGGCUUUCAUGGUUUAUUAAAAAUUUUUUAUUUUGGUUGUGUACUAUAAUUCUUCUAACAAUUCUAUUAAAGGGUGGAAAAGUAUUUCCUAACAGCAACGGAUUAUUUAUAUUUGUGUUUCUAUUGUUGUACAUUUUGGCAAGUAUUGCUACACUAUUUUUUGUAAGUGUACUGUUUUCUAAUGCAGUUCGUGGAAUGUUGUUUGGUGCGUUACUAUGGUUUGCUUCUCUUGCUCCUUACCUUUCCUUUUCAGAUGAUCAAUCUUUUAAGACUUUAUCAAGAGCUGGAAAAACUGGCUCUUGUGUUUUGCCUAACACUUGUCUUGGAAUAAUUGUUCAGUUAAUUUCACAAUGGGAAGCUGGUAAAGUUGGUGUCCAGUUCAAUAAUUUGAACAGUUACUUUACUGUAGAUGACAAUUUUACAAUAGGUCAAGCUUUCGGAAUGCUUAUAUUUGAUUGUUUUUUCUAUGGAAUAUUAACUUGGUACAUAGAAAAUGUUUUCCCAGGAGAAUUCGGUGUUCCGCGGCCAUUUUAUUUUCCUUUUCAAUGCUCUUAUUGGUGUGGAUCUAAUCACACUAAGAAUUUUGCUCAAAAUCAAAUUGAUUCUAAAUUGGUGCAUUCAGAAAAUUGUGAAGAAGAACCAGUUGGUUUGGAAAUAGGUGUUUGCAUAAAAGAGUUACGCAAAGUUUAUAAGGGAGCUACUGGAGAUAAAGUUGCUGUAGAUAGACUUUCAUUAAACAUGUAUAAAGGACAAAUCACCUGUUUGUUAGGUCACAAUGGUGCUGGUAAGACAACAACGAUGUCUAUUCUAACUGGGCUGUAUACACCUACUAGUGGCACUGCUACAAUUAAUGGUAAAAGUAUUUUUAAAGAAAUGGACAGAAUUCGUGAUAGCCUUGGUUUAUGUCCUCAGCAUAAUGUCUUGUUUGAUCGCCUUACUGUCAGAGAACACUUAGAAUUUUUUACUGGUUUAAAAGGUAUUUCUAAAGAUAAAGCACGUACAGAGAUUGAUCAAAUGUUGUUGGACAUUCAACUUCAUGACAAAGCUAAUCAGCAAUCAUCAACACUUUCUGGUGGUAUGAAAAGAAAACUAAAUUGCGCCAUUGCAUUGAUUGGGGGUUCAGAAACAGUAUUUCUUGACGAACCAACUUCAGGAAUGGAUCCUUAUGCUAGACGAGCAACAUGGGAUUUACUUCAAAAAUACAGAAAAAAUAAAACUGUUAUUCUAACAACCCAUUUUAUGGACGAAGCAGACUAUCUUGCUGAUCGCAUUGCCAUAAUGGCAGAAGGCAAGCUGAAAUGCUGUGGUUCAUCAUUAUUUCUUAAGAAAAGAUACGGUGUUGGAUAUCAUCUUACUCUUGUUAAAGGGAAUAAUUUCAAGGAAACAAAAACAAAAUCCUUAUUUGCUGAAAAAAUUCCAACAUCAAAGUUAGUGAGUAAUAUUGGUGCAGAGAUAAGUUAUAUAUUAGAUGAAGAAAAUUCAAAGCAUUUCAAAGGUCUUUUUUCAGUAUUGGAAGAACAACAACAAGAUUAUGGUAUUUCUAGUUUUGGUGUUUCUGUAACAACAUUAGAAGAGGUAUUUUUAAAAGUUGCUGAAUCUGAAAGUAGUGAACCUGAAGAUGUUGUUUUGAAAAGUGAAGAAAAUUUACAACUACAGUACAAUGUCAAUAAAUUGGAAUCGAAUUCUCAAAUUAAGUUAAACGGUGGCUUAAAGCGAUAUUUGAUUCAAUUCCAAGCCAUGUUUAUAAAGCGCUUGCUACAUAGUAUUCGAGAGAAAAAAGCUGUGUUUACACAAAUCAUUCUACCGCUUCUUUUAGUUCUUAUUGGCUUAUUGUUAGUUACUUCCAGUAAAAAUACACAAACAGAUGAUCCUUUGCUAAAACUAGAUCUUUCAAUGUUGAAAGACAGAUCUAGUAGUUUAGUUGCGUACUUUGCUGAUUAUACAUUUACUCCUGAGUUAAAAAUGAUGAGUUUAAACUACUACAAACCAAUAGGUGUUGAUCUCCAAGACAUUACUAUUCAAUCAGCUCAAAUUAGUUUAAGCAAUCAAGUUAAUAAUGUAAAUCUUCUUUACACAUCUCCUACUUUUUCUGGAAAUAAUGAUGAAGCGUGUUGUCAGUUCAAGUAUUUUGUUUUAAACCAAGGGUGUCAAAACAAAAUUUUGGCAAAUGCAGAUUUAAAAACAAAGUGUCUUGCUUUAAAAAACACAUUUGGCUACAGCAGUUGUCCUCAAUGCGUUGAAAUUAAUUCUACAUUUUGUGAAAACAGUACACCGGAACUAUCAAGGAUUAAUCUAAAUGAUAAAAAUGUUUACUAUCAAGAAUAUAUUUUGGAAGACAGUGGUAAAAAACUGUAUGAUUACUUUCAGAAAUAUGUUGCUGGUUUUAGUGCUUCUAAUAAAAAAUAUUCAGUUUGGUAUAGUAACCAGGGAUGGCACACUAUAGCAGCUGCAUUCAGUUCUGGGAGCAAUAUUCUACUAAAGUUUUUUACAAAUAGUAGCGAUUAUGGAAUUGUUACUAACAAUUUUCCACUGCCUAGAAACACACUAGAACAGAUUGAAUUAACAGCACGGAAUGGUUCAAAUUUGUCCUUAGUUAUAUUUAUUGCCAUGGCUUGUUCAUUUAUUGCUGCAAGCUUUAUUACAUUUAUUGUUAAUGAAAGAACUUCAAAAGCAAAACACAUUCAGUUUGUAAGUGGUGUAAACUCUAUUUGCUAUUGGCUUGGAACAUUUUGCUGGGAUUUUAUAAAUUAUUUAGUCCCUGCAUUAGGAAUCAUCAUUUUAUUUGCAGCUUUUAAUCCUUCUGACUACACAGGUCAACUUGGCGCUAUUGUAUUGAUUUUAAUUCUGUUUGGAUUAGCAGUUUUACCAUUUACAUAUUUGCUUGGCUUCUUGUUUACAAACUCUUUGAUUGCUUAUUCAGUUGUUGCUCUCCUUCUCAUGGUUAUCAGCUUGGCUAUGGUAAUUGCUAUAUUUGUGUUGCGAUUAAUUGAUGAAGUUCCAUUGGCUGACAAAUUAAACUUAUUGUUUGCUGUGAUUCCAACUUAUGCAUUGCCACAAGCUUUUUCUGAUAUUUCAUCAAAUCUUGGUAAAAAGACGGCUUGCACUGUGAAUUCAAUAACGGAGCGGAACUGUCGUGCAAACAGCAUAGUAUAUUUUGAUAAUGUUUUAACAUGGAGUUACCCAGGAAUUGGAUAUUUAUGCUUUUACAUGUUUGUGGAAUUUGUUGUUUACUUUACUAUUGUUUUGCUCAUUGAGGAGGGGUUUUUUGUUGGAGGUUUGUUUAAAGCAACUGCUACAGUUUCUACCAUUCGAGAUGGCGAGGAUGAAGAUGUUCAAGCAGAAAAAAAGCGCGUUGACAUGAUGGCCUAUGAGGAUAUAAAGUCUCAUGCUGUUGUGGUGAAAGAUCUUUCUAAAGUGUAUCAUUCAAAUGGAAUGGUUGCUGUUGAUCAUUUAAGUUUUUCUAUACCUAAAGGAGAAUGUUUUGGCUUGCUUGGUGUUAAUGGUGCUGGUAAAACUACAACUUUUGGUAUGCUGACUGGUGAGCUAAGCUUAUCAUCUGGGACAGCUUUUUUGCAUGGUUAUAACUUGCAGACUCAACUUAAAAAAGUUCAACAAAGAAUUGGUUAUUGUCCUCAGUUUGAUGCACUGAUUGGUCGAAUGACUGGUAGGGAAAUGCUUAGAAUGUUUGCACGUCUGCGUGGGGUGCCAUCUAAUAAUCUUGAAGAAGUUGUAAAUGCAGCUAUUGAACAGCUAAAUCUUUCUGCAUGGGCUGAUAAAAUGUGUGGUGAUUACAGUGGAGGCAACAAGCGCAAAUUAAGUACAGCAAUUGCGAUUGUUGGAGACCCAGCCAUUGUAUUUUUAGAUGAGCCAACGUCUGGUAUGGAUCCAGUUUCUAGGAGAUUUUUAUGGAAUACACUUAUUCAAAAACUCAAUGCAGGUCGAUCUAUUGUUCUUACCUCACACAGUAUGGAAGAAUGUGAGGCAUUGUGUACACGCCUUGUAAUCAUGGUUAAUGGUCAAUUUAAAUGUAUUGGAAGCAUUCAACAUUUAAAAAGUCGCUUUGGUAAAGGCUACAGUGUCAUGAUAAAAGUAAUGACUGAUCAGACAAAACAAAAUGGAAUUGCAUUUAGCAAAAACAAUCCUGCAUAUUCCUCAGAAAAUAAUGAAACCAUAUAUGAUCUUGAUACAGUACAACUGCAUGGAAAUCAGCUUGAGAAGACUCAACGUAUCAAAGAAUUCAUGGAAAACACUUUUCCAGGAUCUAUGUUAAUUGAAGACAGACAGGGCUUACUUCAGUAUCAGAUAUUAAAUUCUGACAUUCGGUGGUCCCAGAUGUUUGGAACUCUAGAAGAGAACUCUGCUCGCUUGGGUAUUAUAGACUAUAGUGUCAGUCAAACUUCAUUGGAGCAGGUGUUUAUCAAUUUUGCGAAAUAUCAACAUUCGGAAGAAAGAGCAAAGAGAAAUGUUUGUUGCUCAUGUUCAUGUUUUUAAAUGUUUGUCGCGUGCGCGCCUUUUUUAUUUUAAUCGAUUUAUGAAAUUGUUUGUGUGAUUCUUAAGAAUCUCCAAAAUUUUGUUUUUUGGUUAGCAACAUUUCUGUUUGACGCAAUCGACCGUAUUUAUUCUAUUUAAACACAACUCAUAAUAUUUUCAUGUGUUUUAAGUUUUUUUAUAUGUACAUUAAUCCAGUAUUUUCUAAACUUAUUUAUUGUUUAAUAUUUAUUUGUGAUAUUUAUUUAAUAUCUUACACUUUCAAGAAAGUGAUGCAAAUAACUUUUAUUUGGGGGUGAGUUUUUAUAAAAUGUUUAAACACGAUUAUUUAAAAAUACUUUUUUGUUAAACCAUUGUAGACUUCGAUAAAUCAAAUUAUCUAGAAAAUAGUUUUUUGUAAAAUAA
This is a messenger RNA of Hydra vulgaris (swiftwater hydra), 5814 nucleotides long. Its product is annotated as phospholipid-transporting ATPase ABCA3. Gene Ontology annotation, molecular function: ATP hydrolysis activity; lipid carrier activity; ABC-type transporter activity. Gene Ontology annotation, biological process: lipid transport; transmembrane transport. Lineage: Eukaryota; Metazoa; Cnidaria; Hydrozoa; Anthoathecata; Hydridae. The record is from RefSeq and is a predicted model, not a curated record. Gene Ontology annotation, cellular component: membrane; intracellular membrane-bounded organelle.